Molecule: messenger RNA, 3333 nt
Organism: Halichondria panicea
Lineage: Eukaryota; Metazoa; Porifera; Demospongiae; Suberitida; Halichondriidae
Product: ras GTPase-activating protein nGAP-like
Exons: 20
Coding region: 38-3199 (1053 amino acids)
Biological process (GO): regulation of GTPase activity
Source: RefSeq, a predicted model, not a curated record
UCUAAAUUGUAUACAUUCCUGAGCACACCUACAUACCAUGAGCCAGCUAACGGGUGGUCGCUCCCUCAAACGGUUCUCGCUAUUCAACAUGGAACAGAACAGGCUCCAAGGCUGGCUGUCUGUAGCUAACGCCAUUGAGACAGACCAUCUCGACCAGUUGGAAUGGCAGAAAAAGUACGUUGUGCUGGACAAGGAUGAUCGUAAACUGUACUUCUUCAAUGACACUGAGUCUGUGCUAUCGUCAUCUCCCCUCUCUCCGGUCAAGUUCAAUUAUCAAGAUGAUCAGGACGGGACAGCUCCCACUACUCUGCGUAGUAAGAACACCCUCUCUGUCGUUGACCCUCAAUUCAGCAGCUUCCAACGAAACACCAGACAAACCAAAAGUCUAAGAGAUCGAAUGAGAAACACCAUCAGUAAGAGCGUCAAGAAGAGUACCAAGGGGUCAGAGAAUCUGCUACCCCCCUCGACCACUGGUGGGGGGUCAAUGAGAGUGAGUCGAUCACGGAGCUUCGGGAAAGUGGACAAGGUUGAUCAGUGUCUCACUUUACCCAGUGUUGCCUCCAAACUAGGCCACUCUAUGGAGAAUAUUCACAGAGUGAGUAGUCACGGCGUACCUGAGGGACGUAUGCUCUCCCUCGGUGAACACGGCACCUUCUUGAACCUGUCUAUGCGAGGCACGCUGAGUAUCCUACCAGUCCACGCGAGUAUCUCUCCUCGUCACUCGUGUUUCCGUAUCAUCACAGACAGCGACAUCCUCUACGCCUCUUGUGGCUCUCAUCCGGAGCUUGAUAAGUGGCUCACAAACUUGCAGAAUUGCCAGCGUCCUAACAAGAACCACCUUCGCCGACUGGACAGUCAGUUGUCCAUCUGGGUGCUCGAGGCUCGCAACCUCCCACCCAAGAAGAGCUACUUCUGUGAGGUGUCUCUGAAUGGGGUCCUCUAUGCUCAGACCUGUGUCAAAGUUCAGAGCGAGAUUCUCUUCUGGGGAGAGCCUUUUGUCUUCAAUGAUCUUCCGCCGCUGGGUGCCAUCUCUGUGAAGAUCUUCAAAGAGAACUUCAAUCGUAAGAAAAGAGACAAAGUACCGACAACGGACAUGGGCAAAGUGGACAUCCCCGCCCUCGUACUGGAGGGAGGGCAAGUGCUAGAAAAAUGGUAUCAUGUGACGAUACCGACCAGUGGGAAGGGUAGCUCCAGUCAGAAGGAGGUGGUCUCCCUGAGGCUGAAGCUACAGUACCAGGUGGUGUCCAUCCUCCCACUGAAGGCCUACGAUGAGUUCCUCAAGUACCUAGAGUCCAGCUACAGUGUGGUGUGUGAUGUGCUGGAGCCUGUCAUCUCAGCCAGAGCCAAGGAUGACAUAGCCCAGACCCUGGUGAGGAUACUGCAGGUCCAGGGGAAGUCGAAGGACUUCCUCUGUGACAUCAUCAUGGCAGAGGUGCAUCGCACAGAGAAUGAGAACUUGAUAUUUCGCGGAAACACGUUUGCUACGAAAGCUGUGGACACGUACAUGAAGAUGGUGGGAGAAUUGUAUCUUCGUGAGGCGCUGAGUCCGUUCAUCCAGCACCUGCUUGAGUACGAGGAAGACACUGAAGUGGACCCUCUCAAGAUGGUCCCCGGCGCCUCUCUAGCGGCCAAUCAGAUCUCUCUCACCAAACUAGUUAAGAGGGCGUGGCUUGACAUACUCUCAUCUGUCAACAGGUUCCCGAGUGAUCUGAGAAUGGCCCUGAACGCCAUCCGGCAGCGAUUUGGUCCGUCCAAAGAGGACACGUGUUUCAAGCUCAUCAGUGGCUCCAUCUUCCUGAGGUUCCUGUGUCCAGCCAUCCUCUCCCCCAGUCUGUUCAGGCUCUGUCAAGAGUACCCAAGUGAGAAGACAGCCAGGAAGCUCACUCUUGUGGCCAAGAUACUCCAGAAUCUAGCAAACUUUGCCAGGUUUGGUGUGAAGGAGGAGUACAUGUGCUUCAUGAACGACUUUGUUGAGAAUGAAAUCCAGAACAUGAAGGAGUUCCUUAACAAGAUUUCAACCCCAGUGUCCGAGGCUGACCCAGUGGUGUCCUGGACCGGUCGCCAUAUUGACCUGGGACGAGAGGCAUCCAUCAUGCACUCCACACUCACCAGCCAACUCAAGUCCAUGAAACUCCCAGAGUUGCAACUGCAAAAACUGGACUCUCUGGUAGCCUUGCUAAUGCAACUAAGCAAGUCACAGGAGGACGAUCUUGAAGAUCCUUUCUCCUCAACUUUUGAGGCUCUGCGGGUCAUGCAGACAACGAUUAGCACGUUUAAUACAGACAGAGAGAAUUCAGAGAGCUCAUCCGAGUAUAACACUCCCGCUGGUUCCCAGGCAACCUCCCCCGCCCACGAACAGAGCCCACCCCCUCCUGAGGGAGGAGAUACAGCUAAGAACACACUCGGCUCAGCAGCACAGGUGCUGAGCCAGUCCCCUGAGAUCCAACGUUCCAACAGCUCCCCCAGCACUUCUCCCACACACAUCUCACGUCUCGUCACACACUCAAAAUCCUCACAAGACCGCAAUGGGAUUCAUCGACUAUCAGACACGGAGAUACGAGUGAUGGACCGCCUCCCCUCUCGGAAGAUCUCCACCGAUCGCUUUAGUAGAGGAUCACUCAAGCUUGAUGAUCAUGCCACUGUUGCUGAUUUGAGAAUCGAGAAUGUCCACCUGCGCGAGCAACUCGAGUCGCUACGUAAACAGUUGUCACAGCAAAACGAAGAGACGGAGAAAGAAAGCGAUAGAUUACGAAAACUGGAAGAAGACAGACGUCGAUCAGAUCACGAGCUAAAAAAUCUCCGAGACAGUCGAGGCAAAAUUCUUCGUGGGCUCAAUACACAGACUGAAAUUGCUUUGAUCCAAUUCAAGAGAGACUUUGAGCAUCUUCGUAAGCAACUGGCAGCUAAAGAUGAGAUAAUUGCCGUGCAAGAACGGAGGAUAUCAAGUCUGAUAGAGUCCAAUACCACGCUGAGGAGUGGGCUAGAUGAGCUGAAUGCCAUACCACGACACGACGAGAGCGAUAGUGAUGAACUAGACGAGGACGUUCGUGCGAGGAUGGUAGAGUUGGAGCGCUCUGAUCGGAUGGUGAACGGACACGCAAUGGCUAUGUCCACAGGUCCCGGUAGAGAGGGUUCUUCAUUUAAUGCCGAGCUCCAGCAAGUGAUCUCACAGCUUGAGGGGGGGAAGUUUGACUUGUGAUGAACUCAUGCGUAUGGAACUGUAGUUACUUAUUAAUGCGUUUUAUUCAUUUCAUACAAACCCAUUCCCAUGUGUGAUGUGAUAUUGUUUGUAUGUUGUGUGGCAAUGAUUGUAAGAAAAAUUAUAAAAGAAAA